AGCAGCAGCAGCAGCAACAGUAGUAGAGAGAGGACAGGCAGAGACAGAGGCAGAUGAGACGGAGAGGACAGGCCUAGCAGAGGUCAGACCAUCAGCAAGGGAACCAAAGGUGCUUUAUACCUCUUAGAAGCGCUCCAAACCUCGUCUGCCUGCUUGCGAGGCCCCGUCCCAUCCCCUCCGCCUGCCACCUAAGGCGGUCCAGCCAGCCACCAGCCAUGGCCUACUCGGCCCCGGCGUCCUACGUGGACAAGUCCUACAUGGACCGCACGUACAGUGGCGGCAAGUCCUACGGCGACGGCUAUGUGUAUGACGAGAAGGCGGCCAAGUCAGCCCAGGAGACGCUGUACGAGGAGCAGCUGAAGGUGGAGAAGCGACGGCGGCAGGACGCGCUGUGCUGCGACAUUGUGGCACUCGUCAUCGGCUUCCUGGGCCUGAUCGGCGUGGCGGCCGUCACCGGGCUGCCCAUGUGGAAGGUCACCGCCUUCAUUGAGGAGAACAUUAUCGUCAUGGAGACGCGAUGGGAGGGCCUGUGGAUGAACUGCUACCGGCAGGCUAACAUCCGUAUGCAGUGCAAGGUGUACGACUCUCUGCUGUUCCUGCCGCCCGACCUGCAGGCUGCCCGUGGCCUGAUGUGCGCCUCGGUGGCACUGAGCACCUUCGCCUUCGUGGUGUCCGCCGUGGGGCUUCGCUGCACGAAGCUGGUGGACUCGCGGCCGCGCACCAAGCACAUCGUGCUGGUGACCGGUGGCAGCCUGUACAUGGCGGGCUGCGUCACCUGCAUCAUCCCCGUCUCCUGGACCGGCCACGUCAUCAUCCAGGACUUCUACAACCCGCUGCUGAUCGCGGCGCAGCGCCGGGAGCUGGGCGAGGCGCUCUACAUCGGCUGGUGCACCUCGGCCCUGCUCUUCUCAGCCGGCUGCAUCCUGCUGUGCCGACACGCCCCGCGCACCAACGAGGAAGAGGACCCCAACCAGGUGAUCUACCGUGCGGCCUCCGGGGCCUACAACUACCAGCCGUACAGCUACCAGCCCACGUACUCGCAGUACCCGCCCGGUUACUACCAGCCUGCCUACUCCGCCGCUCCUCCUGGCUCGGUGGUGUACACCCCUGUCCAGUACACCUGAGCGGACAACUGCACUGUACACCUGAGCAGACAACUGCACUGUACAGUGGGACAGGAGUGUGAACAACUGUUACUGUGACAGACUGUUUUGACAAGAUGUGUGAUAUACUGUAACAUAAAGAAAUGCUGGCUCUUAAUGCUUUGUUCGCAGUAAAGCCAGUGGCAUUCUGACAGGAUGAGAAGAAGUCUGUUCAAGAAUGCUGUCUUUAGUGUGUGAGAAUAAUGCGUAUGUGUAUGUGCUGUACCAAUCACAGAAAGACCGAGACAACCCAAGACAAUCAACAUGUGCAAUUUCUGAUCCUUAAUCUCCAUCUUUUAGCUUGUCGCUUUUAUUGCUCCGUUUGUACAUUGUGCAAACUGUGUCUCGUCAGGGAGUGUUGCAAAGGAUGUUUGACAGGUAAUUCAACGUAGACACCUGCCUUGUGCUAGGUUGUGUGUGGCGAAUUUCUGUUGACAAAGUGAAGCCACAACCCUUGUUUACUUUGAUUACCCCUCCUUGACCAAAAGGACUCAAUGCACUGUGUGAAAAUUGUGAUCUAAUUUCACCAUUAAUGUAUAUAGCUUUUUUGUUUUCUUUUUUGUAAAUUUUGAUGCGACAUGAAAAGUGAAGUAAAACAAAAAACAAAACAACAAAAACAUGAACACUAAAAACGUCUCUGUUUGAUGACUAACCGGUGCAUACCUCCGGGUUUUGUGAUGCCUGCUGUUAGUUCUGCUUCCUCAUGCGAGCCCUAGCAGAGCCUGUUGGACCAGUUUUAGGCCCCUUUGUUGUCAUACCUUCCCAGUCAAAAGAAGGCCAUCGCCAUCGGUGUAAUAGUGUCACUGGAAAGGUACGAGAAAGGCAGCUAAACUGGUAACCACACCCGGUUCAGGAAGUUUACAGACAGCAAGCACAAGAUGAUGAAAUGCCUUCUCCCAAAAGUACAUUUCUUCUGGCUCCAAAAAAUACAUCUGUCAAGCUACAUGUUGAGAUUCAUAAAUGUAGUUAGGCUACUUUUCAACCUAAUAGUACUUUUGUAAGUCCAAUCCAAAGACUUAAUGUCAUAUUUUGAAUCACAACUAAAUAAAUGUAAAUGCUUCUUGUAUUGUGAAUAGGUAAUAUCCAGUGUUUGCUAUUGGUAAUAUUUUAUGACAACACCAAGUUCUUAUGGCUUAAAAAGUACUAAUUCUUGGGCUAAUAGAGAAAAUGAUGUAGGCCUAAUGACAUAUAAAAUAUCUAACUUGGCCAAAUAAGAUAAAAAUAUCAAUUGACAACCAUGCUCAGAUGUGGCUGUCAUUGCCGUUUGACAAAUGACUGUAGCCCUAUUGAGUUAAUGUGCUUAUGUUUUGAAAAUAUACAGGUGGAUGCAACUGAGCUUCUUGCAACUGAAUAAAGACAAGACUGAAAUAAUUGCUUUUGGCUUUGAGGAUGGAAGAAAGAAAUUCCAAGGAAAAUCCAACUGCAACUCC
Molecule: messenger RNA, 2572 nt
Organism: Engraulis encrasicolus (European anchovy)
Lineage: Eukaryota; Metazoa; Chordata; Actinopteri; Clupeiformes; Engraulidae
Gene: cldn8.2
Product: claudin 8.2
Exons: 2
Coding region: 216-1124 (302 amino acids)
Biological process (GO): bicellular tight junction assembly; cell adhesion
Cellular component (GO): plasma membrane; bicellular tight junction
Molecular function (GO): structural molecule activity
Source: RefSeq, a predicted model, not a curated record